This is a messenger RNA of Gadus morhua (Atlantic cod), 3247 nucleotides long. It is a transcript of the gene ccdc157, whose product is annotated as coiled-coil domain containing 157. NCBI's taxonomy places the organism in Eukaryota, Metazoa, Chordata, Actinopteri, Gadiformes, Gadidae. The record is from RefSeq and is a predicted model, not a curated record. The transcript has 10 exons. The coding region runs from base 101 to 2320 and encodes 739 amino acids.
UAUGGAGAUGCAGCGUCAACAAUCUACCAGCGAGGAAGCGUUACUUCACUGGGCCUACCCUCUAUGGAUGGGUUAGGAAGAUUAAUCUCAGUCUUCGAAAAUGAGUCCUUUUCUAGGGAGUCGAGAUAGUGUUGAAAGUCUCAGAAAAGACCUCAUCGACCUCCAGGGGGCCAUUCUGGAAGUGUUCUCCAGGACGGGACCUGUACGCUGUUCCUCCUGGAAGUUCCCUGACAAGCUGUCAUGCAACCUCGACCUGGUCUCGCUGCUGGAGCAGUAUGACCACAUUGAAGGGGAUGAUGAAUUCAACCAGUACUCCUACAUUGUAUUGCUGGAGCUGGUGAUUGACAGGCUAUUGCUGCUGCUGCAAAGUUUCAGUCUUUAUACGGUGCAGCUGAGGAGCGGACCAAGCAGUGAGCACAGUCAGAAGCAGGGAUGUGUGUCAGUCGGUCUGAUUGUCAGGCAUUAUUGGAGUAAUUUAAUUGAACUUGCUAACCUAAAGGAUGCAUUUAAAGAAAGCCAGGGAGCAACUAAAAUAAAUCCAAAGGACUGUGAAGAAAAAAAACACUCACUGUCUCUUUACUCCGGGAGUCAAUCUUCACGUGCAUCUUUAUUGUCUUCUUCAAGUUCCCUCCACUCCUUUGCAAAUAAUGAAGUCAACGCUGUCCCCACCCAUCCUAAUUUCCGUCCCUCGCCUACGGUUCUCUGCACCCCCACCCGCAAGGUCAGCUGCCAGACGGUGGAGUCGUCUCUCGUCCCCUGUGACGCCUGCGAUCAGGUGCAGUGUGUGUUGAGGCAGACCGGGGACUGCCUGGUGGAGCUGUGUCAGAGCGAGGGCCUGCCCUCCUCCCUGCAGCCCCUCCUGGUCGCUGUGGACGACACGGUGGAGCUUGGACACCUGAGCGCAGGUGACCUCGCCCAGUGGGCGCGGGAGCAGCGGAGGGAUAUGGGUCGGCUGGGGAAACACCUCAGGGAGGUGCGGGGGACAGUGCAGCCUCUCACCGAUAGGCUCACCGCCGCAGAGAAAGAGGGGGGAAAAGCCAAGGAUCGGUUGGAGAGAGCACAGGAGGGUGCGAAGAAGGAAAGGGAAAAGUACCUCGCCAGCAAACGCCAGAUGGAGCUUUUACUGCGGGAAGCGCAAAGGUCCGUGACAGAGAAAGAGAGGAGGCUGCAAGAGGAACAACAACGCCUGCUGAGGAGUAAUUCCAUUUUUGAAGACCAGAUAUCUAAAUUGAAAGAGGAAUUAGCUGCACAACUGGAAAGUUUGAAUACGCUGGAGAGGGAGAAAGGCGGUCUGGUGAAGAUGGUGAAGGCCUUGCGGACAGCAGAAGAGGCCCACCUCAAGCUGCAGGGAAGGACCCAGCUAUUGGAAAGUCAGAUGGCUGACAUGCAGCUCAGCCUCAACAAAGAGUCUUCCAAGUAUCAGAGCGCUUGCCAUCAACAAGUGUCCAUGCAGGCCCAGGAAAAGUCCUUGGUGGAGAGGAUGGAGACUCUAGACCAGGAGCGGGAGGAGCUGCAGAGCCAGCUGGAGAAGAGCGAGGCGCGGCAGAGCCAGCUCCAGGAUCAACUGAACCACGUGACAGAGGAGAAGAAGACACUGCUGGAUCAGUCCGCCCCCCAGCAGGUCUUGUGCGCUGAGCUCCAGGGGGAGAAGGAUCUGCUGGAGGCUCAGGUGGAAGAGCUGAAAAGCAUCGUGGGGCGUCUGGACGGAGAAGUGAAGGAUCUCAGCCACAGGGAGAGACUGCUGGUGGCCUUUCCAGAACUCGCCACCAUGCACCUGACACAGCCUCAGAGCUCAGGGAAUGUGCUUUUCGACAUGGAGCAGCAAUUAGAGGCCAACCACAUCCGAAUCGAGCUCCUGGAAAAAGAAAAUACAACUUUGCGCAACAGCCUUGUGACACUAAAUGAAAGAUAUAUUUCUACUAUGGGCUCCUCACCUGAAGAACCUAAGUACAGAUCACCACAAACAUCUCCUUCGGGGGACCAUCGAGUAGAAACCAAACAGACACAGUGUUUCAGUUCGCCGCAGGGCGGCAGCAGUAGAGCAGCGCAGCUGAAACCCGACCCGCGAAUGGGGGCAGGUGGAGGAGAAGGUGGCCCAAAUUAUAUUGGCUGGGGGGACGAUUUCUCAUCCAUCGCCACCACUCGAGCCAGCCCCACCGCCUCCCGCUCCUCCCCUUCCUCCGCCCUGCUGCUGCUGAACGGGCACAUCCUCCAGAGCAAAACAGGAAGAGGACGAGGUUCCGGGAGAUUCAAAACAUUAGGUCAAACACGCCACGCCUACCUGGCGGACCGGGCUGCAGCAAACCGAGGGAAUAGGUGAAACCUGUCUGUGUGUAAAUGUUAGUGUAAAUAUUUAAUGUUACACCUCACUGCUACAUUAAUAGAGCAUAACCAUUUUCAUGUCAUUGGGUUAUUAUACAUCAAUUCUAUUAUCAAUUAUAUCAAAUUUUUAAUCAGUGUCUCAUUUCAUUUGGUGUCUUUAGGUUUUUCGAAAAUGGUUUGACUUCUCGUAGCGUGUAAAUGUUAUGGUGUUGCAUGUGGAUACCUCUAGUGACGCCACAGUGCACAUGUUGCAAAGAGCCCUAUCAGGUAGCAGUGUGCAGUGGUGCAUUAAAAGGACUGGCUUCAGUGAAUGACUUACAUUAGAACUAAAGAACUAGCCCCGAAAGCCUUGGAUGUCACAAACAAUGCCACACAGGUGGGCGGGCAGAUUGGUUAUCAGGCUCUUCUGCUGUGAAAUGACGUUCCCAUGGCAACCUAAGCGCAUGACAUUCGUGCAGUCUUUUUCGUUAACUUUUUGGAGUCGUCUUUCAACAGUGUUUCGAGAGAAAACACGAGAGGGUACACACACACACACACACACACACACACACACAUUUUCCUGAAAGUUAUAUGUUCCUGUGUAUAUUUUGAGUUUCACUUCGCAGAUGAAUGAUAUUUGCAAAUGGAAAUGUGAGCUGCUGAUUAGUAAUCCAAGUAACGUGUGUUACCUGACCGUAUGACAAGCUUCUAAUCAAAUGUAUGAGAGUAACUUUUCAGUGCAAAACAAAUCUCCAAGUACUCAUGUCUGGCAAUAAAUUUGAGUUAUGAUCAAUUUAUUCAACUAAACAUAUCAACUUUGAAUGACUGAUCCCCUGAUUUAGUUGAACACAUUCUCAAGAGGUUAAUCCUUAAAACAGUUAAGCUGCAACAUCAAGCAUGUAAUUUGUCUUGGCAUGUGUCGUUAAUAAUUAUAAAACAAAACUUA